This is a messenger RNA of Heterocephalus glaber (naked mole-rat), 1949 nucleotides long. Lineage: Eukaryota; Metazoa; Chordata; Mammalia; Rodentia; Bathyergidae. The record is from RefSeq and is a predicted model, not a curated record.
GGCGGAAGUGGCGUCUCCAGGCAAUCUCCUUCCGCUCGGAGGCGCUGCGGGGCCCGCGGGGCUGGACUGCGACUGGGUCAGGAAGAGCUAGCACCGUGGCUGCCAUGGAGCAGCCCUGCCACUGAGGCCCCGAGUCCCCCCCACGGGGGCCCAGCAGGAUGAGCAAGCUGCCCGGGGAGCUGGCCCGAGACCUGGAGCGCAGCCUGCCGGCCGUGGCGUCCCUCAGCGGGUCGCUGACCCACAGCCAGAGCCUCCCGGCACACUUCCGCCCGCCAGCCCUGGAGAAGCGCCGGGCCGUCUCCGACGUCCGCCGCACCUUCUGCCUCUUCGUCACCUUCGACCUGCUGUUCAUCUCCCUGCUCUGGAUCAUCGAGCUGAACACCAACACGGGCAUCCGCAAGAACCUGGAGCAGGAAAUCGUCCACUACCGCUUCAACACCUCCUUCUUCGACAUCUUUGUCCUGGCCCUCUUCCGCUUCUCCGGGCUGCUGCUGGGCUAUGCCGUGCUGCGGUUGCGGCACUGGUGGGUGAUCGCGGUCACCACGCUGGUGUCCAGCGCAUUCCUCAUUGUCAAGGUCAUCCUCUCCGAGUUGCUCAGCAAAGGGGCCUUCGGCUACCUGCUGCCUAUCGUGUCCUUUGUCCUUGCGUGGCUGGAGACCUGGUUCCUUGACUUCAAAGUCCUACCCCAAGAGGCGGAGGAGGAGCGAUGGUACCUGGCAGCCCAGGCAGCUGUGGCCCGAGGACCGCCGCUGUUCUCCGGGGCGCGCUCCGAGGGCCAGUUCUACUCCCCCCCAGAAUCCUUUGCAGGGUCUGACGAUGAAUCAGACGAGGAAGUCACGGGGAAGAGAAGUUUCUCUGCGCAGGAGCGGGAGUACAUCCGCCAGGGCAAGGAGGCCAUGGCCGUGGUGGACCAGAUCUUGGCCCAGGAGGAGAACUGGAAGUUCGAGAAGAGUAACUGGCCCUCAGAUGUCCCCAGCUCCUUGAGUUCUCCCUGUGCCCCAGCCCUGCCAUUCCGGCUCCCUGUCCCACUGCAGGAGCACGGGGACACCGUGUAUACCAUUGAGGUCCCCUAUCACGGCAAGACCUUCAUCCUGAAGACCUUCUUGCCCUGCCCGGCGGAGCUGUUGUACCAGGAGGUCAUCUUGCAGCCCGAGCGGAUGGUGCUGUGGAACAAGACGGUGACAGCCUGCCAGAUCCUGCAGCGGGUGGAAGACAACACCCUGGUCUCCUACGAUGUGUCAGUGGGAGCUGCCGGCGGCGUGGUCUCCCCAAGGGACUUCGUGAACGUCCGGCGCAUUGAGCGGCGCAGAGACCGGUACCUGUCCUCUGGCAUCGCCACCACACACUGCGCCAAGCCUCCGACGCACAAAUAUGUCAGGGGGGAGAAUGGGCCUGGGGGCUUCAUCGUGCUCAAGUCGGCCAGUAACCCCUGCGUCUGCACCUUCGUCUGGAUCCUGAACACAGACCUCAAGGGCCGCCUGCCCCGGUACCUCAUCCACCAGAGCCUGGCGGCCACCAUGUUGGAAUUCACCUUCCACCUGCGGCGACGCAUCGAGGAGCUGGGGGCGCGGGUGUGACCGCCCUGCAGGCUGGGUUGCCACAGGCCCCGCCUGAGCACCUUGGGCACUCAGACUCGGGAGGAAGUGGGGUCUGACUGGAGCUACAGGGAAGGAGAGUGCUGUCCCCACCUUGCCAGAGGCAGGGCUGCAGGAGCAGUGGGGAUCCGGAUACCAAGGCCAGGCCAGGCCCAGGACAGCACAGGGCAGCUGGUCUUGAGGUUCCUCGGGCCUAGGCGGAGCCAUCCCUCCUGGCCUCCUGAGUUACAGGGUCUUGGACCUUUGACCGCGUGCACUUUGGGGGCACAGGGGAGGGGGCAGUGACUGCCGCCCCGGGGCCUCCUGGGGACCUUUGUAAUGUGAGUCAAUUAAAGACAGGAAUUCAAAAGAAAA